CGGCCCCGCGUCGACGUGUCGUCGGACUCGACGGGCCGGGCGGCGGCGACGCGAGUCCUCGGCGCCUGGCCGGUCCUCCCAGUCCUCUGAGAGGACCGCGCGCUCGGAGGACGGGUCACGCCGCGUCACCGGCCGUCCUCCCGGGUCUGAAGCGAGCGUGCUCGCGCGGCUGAGCGGGGCACCUCCGCCGGCGCAAGAGCUCUGCUGCCGAAGCCAGGGCCGGCGAGCGGGACUCGCCCCGUCUCCUCCGCCCUUCCUCCCGAGACGAGAGGACGUCUCCACGAUAAGCCGCCACGCUGUCGGCUCCGCACGAGCCGGCCGGGCCCGCGCAGACGCGCCUGCCUCCGCUCCGGACUCAGGAGACGGUAGAGACCAUCCAGCACUCCGACAUGUCGGCCGGCAGGGUGGCUGACGUCGACUAUGCCGGUCCGCGGAAGCCGUUGGAUGCCAACCGGUACGCUACCAAGAAGACCAUCGCGCAGGGCAUGCUGGACGUGGCGCUGCUGACGGCGAACGCCUCGCAGCUGCGCUACGUCCUGCAGGUGGGGGAGCAACACGAGUUCUACACCCUCAUGGUCACCCUCAUCAGCGUCAGCAUCAUCCUGCAGGUGCUGAUCGGCGUGCUGUCGUUGAGUUUGAACUUGCUGCGCGAUUGCCGCCUGGACCGGGACGAGUACGCCAAAUCGGCAAACGCAAUCAACUACACGUCGCUGGCGUUCGUGUUUGUCAUUACGACCACCAACGUGCUGAUAUCGGCCUUCGAUGUCCGGCCGACGGGUAGGGAAGGCGCGCCCUGAGACAGUAUACGGGGGCGCGGCCGCGCGGGCCGAUCGCGGCUGCCGCGGUGCCCAUGGUCCCGGAGGGUGGCGCCGCUGGCCGAGACAUAGGCGCGAGCAAACGUUUUAAUUAUUCUGUCGUGUUUGAAUCAUAAAACUGAAACCAGGUCAAGUGUUGAUGUGAAUUUGGCAGCGGAUAUUGGAUUAUCUUAUAUCCUGUUAGUUUCUGUAGUGAUACCGAAUUCUUUGAGCACUUGGUAAAGGUUUGGCUUGUAAAGCACGCAACACAAAAACGCCGUUUGGACGGCGCAGUAUUCUGGAAUGCUGUGACAGCAUGUGACUUUGUUAUAGCUGGGCUAUGUGUGAUAGGAGUUAGCGAUUACCGGAGGGACUCAGGUCUAAUGUACUCGCCGGCUUUAACAUUCUGCCUGGAGAUGUCAGUGCAGUCACCGAGAGGCAGGUUUUAUCUCUUCAAUAAACAACUAUCGUGUGGUGGUGCCA
Pollicipes pollicipes is the source of this 1277-nucleotide messenger RNA. RefSeq names its product ninjurin-2-like. Gene Ontology annotation, cellular component: membrane. Lineage: Eukaryota; Metazoa; Arthropoda; Thecostraca; Pollicipedomorpha; Pollicipedidae. Bases 390 to 797 code for a protein of 135 amino acids. The transcript has 3 exons. The record is from RefSeq and is a predicted model, not a curated record. Gene Ontology annotation, biological process: cell adhesion; tissue regeneration.